AUGCACAAACGCAUCAUCCGUCUUCUCCCCCGCCACCGCCUCUACUCCUCCUCCUCUAACGACCCACUAGCCCACCUAACUCCCCACCUCAAAACCCUCCGCACCACCCUCCUCCCCCUCCUAACGUCCGGUAACCCAACCCUCUCAGAACUAACAAAAUACUACUUCCUCCACCCCUCAAAACACAUCCGCCCCGUCAUCGUCCUCCUCUUCUCCCAAGCCACCAAUGGCCUCGGCCGUUCCUGGCCUCGAAAGCUGCUCGAGUCGAAAGACUUGGAUUUGGAUAGACCGCUCACACGACCUGACGUGUUGAACGAUUGGAAUCCGGCUAUGCAGGGGAGUACGAGGGAGUUUGAGGACGUGUUUUUGGUGAAGCCGUCGACGGCGCACACAUAUCCACCGUCACCACGAAGUCAUUCCCCACCAUCCUCAACCCCAUCUCCGUCAUCACCAACCCUCUCCGACCACCACCAUGAGCAUCUCCUACCAACCCAACUCCGCCUAGCCCAGAUCGUCGAAAUGCUGCACACAGCCUCACUCCUACACGACGACGUCAUAGACGCCUCACCCCUUCGUCGGGGUGCCCCCUCCGCCCCAAGCAAAUUCGGUAGCAAGCUCUCUGUAUUGGGAGGAAACUUUAUCUUAGGCAGAGCCUCAACUGCAUUAGCCAGGCUCGGCGACGCGGAAGUCACGCAGCUUAUCGCGAGUGUUAUAUCGAAUUUGGUGGAGGGGGAGAUUUUGCAGAUGCGGGAUGUCAAAGACAAAGAUGUUGGGGUGGAAGGAAAAACUAAAAACGCAUGGACGGUGUACUUGCAAAAGACGUACCUCAAAACAGCGAGCCUCAUGGCCAAGGGCGCACGGUCGGCCGUUGUGUUGGGUGGAUGUGAGGAGGGCGAGGUGUGGAAGGAUAUAGCGUAUGCUUAUGGACGGAAUUUGGGGAUUGCUUUUCAGCUAAUAGACGACAUACUCGACUACGAAUCAACAUCAACACCCGGUUCCGCAGAUCUAACACUCGGUAAACCAGGCGGUGCAGAUCUUCAACUUGGCUUAGCCACCGGACCAGCUCUGUAUGCUUGGGAAGAGUUUCCCGAGAUGGGGGAGCUGAUUGGGAGGAAGUUUGAGGGUCCUGGGGAUGUUGAGAUGGCCCGUUCCCUAGUCCACCGCUCCUCAGGCGUCCACCGCACUAAACUCCUCGCCAAAGAAUUCGCGGAAAAAGCAAAGGAGGUGCUUGAUGAGCUUCCGGAGAGUGUGGCGAAGAAUGGGUUGGUAGCGUUGACGGAGAAGGUUGUUGGAAGGCGGUCGUGA
This is a messenger RNA of Laccaria bicolor S238N-H82, 1305 nucleotides long. RefSeq lists its product as uncharacterized. Gene Ontology annotation, biological process: isoprenoid biosynthetic process; ubiquinone biosynthetic process. The record is from RefSeq and is a predicted model, not a curated record. The transcript is spliced from 4 exons. Bases 1 to 1305 code for a protein of 434 amino acids. Gene Ontology annotation, cellular component: transferase complex. Lineage: Eukaryota; Fungi; Basidiomycota; Agaricomycetes; Agaricales; Hydnangiaceae. Gene Ontology annotation, molecular function: prenyltransferase activity.